Mangifera indica (mango) is the source of this 1703-nucleotide messenger RNA. Its product is annotated as sphingosine kinase 2. Gene Ontology annotation, molecular function: kinase activity. The transcript is spliced from 9 exons. Gene Ontology annotation, biological process: sphingosine biosynthetic process. Lineage: Eukaryota; Viridiplantae; Streptophyta; Magnoliopsida; Sapindales; Anacardiaceae. Gene Ontology annotation, cellular component: cytoplasm; membrane; intracellular membrane-bounded organelle. The coding region runs from base 1 to 1539 and encodes 512 amino acids. The record is from RefSeq and is a predicted model, not a curated record.
AUGGCUCAAGACAGCCUAUCCGACCGUGUUCUCGUUAACGGCACCAUUGUUAGUGCUACGUUAACGGCUGACGGAAAGCUCAGCUGGACAGAGGGAUUUCAUCGGACUUUGACUUUGGAGAACGAGGUUCUCGGUUUCGCAGUGGACGCCAAUAAAAUUAGAAUCAGAGCUGUUAUAGAGGAAGAAAGUAGAAUCUGGUGUGGCGGGAGAACCGGUGGUUUGAUGAGGAAGGAUUUUGUUUUCGAGCCUCUGUCGCAAGAGUCUCGUAGACUAUGGUGCCAAAAACUCCGUGAAUAUCUUGAUUCUCUUGGUAUGUUUAGUAAGAUGUUAUCUAAAUUCAUUUGUUUAUUUAGAUUUAUGUUAUGCCGCAUGUUUGUCUUUUAUUUUUGUGAAGGCCGGCCGAAGAGCCUGUUUAUUUUUCUGAAUCCGUUUGGUGGGAAGAAAACUGCGUCAAAGAUUUUUCUGGACAAUGUGAAACCACUCUUGGAGGAUGCUGAUAUCCAAUUCACUUUGGAAGAGACUACAAGACAACUUUACGCAAAGGAUGUUGCUAAAGGGCUGGAUCUUUCCAAGUAUGAUGGCAUAGUUUGUGUCAGUGGUGAUGGUAUCCUUGUUGAGGUGGUAAAUGGACUGCUUGAGAGAGAGGAUUGGAGGGUUGCAAUAAAAAUGCCCCUUGGAGUGAUUCCUGCAGGUACUGGAAAUGGCAUGGUUAAAUCUCUAUUGGAUUCAGUUGGUGAACCCUGUAAAGCAUAUAAUGCCACUCUUGCUAUUAUUCGAGGCCAUAAGCGUUCAUUGGAUGUAGCUACUAUUUUGCAAGGGGAGACCAAAUUUUAUAGUGUCUUGAUGCUUGCAUGGGGUUUGGUGGCAGACAUAGACAUUGAGUCUGAGAAAUAUAGAUGGAUGGGCAGUACUCGUAUUGACUUUUAUGCUCUUCAGAGAAUAUUGUGUUUGAGGCAAUAUAAUGGUCGUGUUUCUUUCGUGCCUGCAACUGGUUUUGAAGAUUAUGGGGAACCAACUAGUUACAAUGGCAAAUCAAUUAAUGAAAAGAAUGUCGGCGAUCCCAGCCAAGAGCAACCCAGUAAAGCUAGGCAAUAUGGCUACCAAGGAACUGAUGUUAGUUUAGAGAAUCUAGGUUGGAGGACAAUCAAUGGACCAUUUGUUUCAGUUUGGCUUCAUAAUGUACCGUGGGGAGGUGAAGACACAAUGGCGGCUCCUGAUGCAAAGUUCUCAGAUGGUUAUUUGGAUCUGAUUCUGAUUAGGGAUUGCCCAAAGCUUGAUUUGCUAAAAUUAAUGACGCAGUUGAGCAAUGGAGGUCAUAUCAAAUCAAAAUAUGUUCAGUACCUGAAGGUUAAAGCAUUCAUCUUAGAGCCGGGUACAUGUACACAUGACCCAACUAGAGAAGGAAUUAUAGACUCAGAUGGUGAGGUAUUGGCCAGAGGGAAAGGAACAUAUCUGUGUGACCAGAAGACACUAAUGGCCUAUGAUAAGCUUCAAAUAACGCUGGAUCAAGGUUUAGCUUCUUUGUUUUCUCCUGUAUAGGAAGUGAAUCUUUGUGUUACAUAACGUGGAUAUUAACCACUAAGAAUUAUUCAUGGAUUGAUUAUUUAUUUUUGAAUGGACAUAACUAGGGAGGACACAUACGAGAGUUGAAUAGGAAAAAAAGUAUAGUCUUUUCAAAAAUAAGUGAUUCUUUUCAAGGCAAA